AUGUGUCGCCGGCUCUGGCCAGAGGACCCCCCAAAUAAUCAGGAUCUCUUUGUCCUCCACAGGGAGAAGAAAUGGGUGACUGUAGGUGACACGUCCCUACGGAUCUACAAGUGGGUCCCCGUUACAGAGCCGAAGGUAGAUGACAAAAAUAAAAGCAAGAAGAAGGGUAAAGAUGAGAAGUGCGGGUCCGAGGUGACCACCCCAGAGAACAGUUCAUCCCCAGGAAUGAUGGACAUGCAUGAUGACAACAGCAAUCAGAGCUCCAUAGCGGAUGCAUCACCGAUCAAGCAGGAAAACAGCAGUAACUCGAGCCCGGUGCCUGAGCCCAACUCGGCAGGGCAGGGGGAUGGCCCUGAAGCAAAGUCCGAUGAGGUCCAUGCGGAGCCCAAGGAGCAACCUGGAUCAGAAGAUACUUCCGAUGAGCAGAAUUCACAGUCCUCGAUGGAAAAUUCAAUGAACAGUUCAGAGAAAGUUGAAAUGCAACCCUCUGGGGACAAUGACGUAACCACAGAAGCAUCCAAUAACUCUCAGAGGCGGAAACUGAGGCCCAGCGUAACGAAGAAGCUUGUCCAAGGUCCUACAGGAUUCGGAAGGAGCUCCACCUUCUAAAAAGAUGAAACUAGAAGCUUCCCACCAAAACUCCGACGACAUUUAGACACGGAAGUAGCUUUUUUCUGAUCCAUUUUUACUGAAGGUACACCGGUGGGGGCUUCAUUCUAGAACACCCUGACCUACGCAGCUUCUCAUGGAUGAGAACAGAACUCCUAACUUUUUAAAGUUUACCAAGCAAAAAAAAAAAGAAAGAAAGAAAGAAAGAAAAAUUCCAAGGAGACCUAGGAAAGUGUGACUUCUCUCAGACACUGAAAAAAAUACAAAAUGGAACACUGUUUUAUUUUAUUUUUAUUUUAUUUUUUUUCCUGUGAAAGCAAAUGUUCAGAAGUCCUAAGUUACUGUCUUUGGAGAGGUUGGAGUCCACAACUCAGGAGGGUCUAAUGCACUGUUUCUUUUUAAAAAAACAAAACAAAACAAAACAAAGGUCCCAGUUCCAUUUGUGUUGCUGCUGUAUCUUUUCAUUUCUCUAUUUAACCGUGUAAGAUAUUUAAGGAUGGUACAGGUCAGUUCUUUGCUUUUUUUUCUUGAUUUGUCCAGCAGUUCCAUCCGCUUUGUUUUUUGUGCCUUGUGUCCCUGAGAACAGCUCUCGAGGUCUGGUUUUUCCCUCCCUCUUUCCCCUUCCCAAUCCCAUCUCCACGCUUCGCAUCUUCUUUCGACAAGUGCCCUCUUGUUCCUAGGCUGCUGCCAACUCUUUUGGGAUCCCUGCCCCUUCCCUGCCCUUACCCCUACCUCGAGGCCGAGCAGAGAUGGAGGAAAAGCUGAAACGUUGGCCAUUUUCCCCAUUGGAAAAGCCAACGGGUCUGAGGCUGUAUGCACAUGUUUGGGGUCUGACCCAUCUAGCCCUGAGCUCCAGACCCUGGCUUCUUGGGGUCUUCGUCCGAGACUGGUAGGAAUUCCCUUUGGGGGCGGUGGGAGUGUGUGUGUGUGUGUGUGUUGGGGGAUUGGGGUUUGCCACAGGCUCUCCCACAUCCUGCUCCGUGGCCUCCUCCCACCCCACAAGGAGGGGUUCCUGGCUGGGGAUGCUCUAACAGCUCCCCAAUUUGCUGCUCUUUUUAAAUCUUCUCUCUCUGGGAAACUGAGCUCCAUCCACUGGCCGCAGCCUGGGGAUCAGGUUCAUGAUUGUACAAACUCCCCCUUCAGACUUGUCCCAGAGCUUCCAAUCCUUUGCCCACCGUGAAAUGCAUCUCUCACAUCUCCAAGGUGGAAAAUGGCAAACAAACAAAAACAAAAUGGAUCUCUUCUUUGCAGGCUCCGUAUCAAGAUCUGAGGCUGGGGGAGAGGGAGAGCCCAGGGUGAGCUGGUGCUGACCUCCCCUUUCAUAGGAUGUUGCUUGGAGGUGCAAAUCCGAAGUCAUACGCUCUACCCUCCGCCUCCCCCAGAGGCUCCCCCAGAUCCCCC
Messenger RNA from Gracilinanus agilis (Agile Gracile Mouse Opossum), 2010 nucleotides. It is a transcript of the gene BCL7A, whose product is annotated as BAF chromatin remodeling complex subunit BCL7A. Bases 1 to 609 code for a protein of 202 amino acids. The record is from RefSeq and is a predicted model, not a curated record. The transcript is spliced from 6 exons. Lineage: Eukaryota; Metazoa; Chordata; Mammalia; Didelphimorphia; Didelphidae.